Molecule: messenger RNA, 2481 nt
Organism: Cylicocyclus nassatus
Lineage: Eukaryota; Metazoa; Nematoda; Chromadorea; Rhabditida; Strongylidae
Source: the annotation of a GenBank genome assembly
GUUGAGAGAUGCAGUCUGCACGAACAUUUGAGGAAAUGCUCGCUUAUCUCUUCCGCUUUCCUUAGCAUUGUCCUAUACGAUUCUGAACUAUCAUUAAGGCACAGAGGCGUCGAGUUGUGCCGUCGCGCCAUCUCCUUGAACAGCAGAGCCUAUCAUCCGCUUCUCGGCCACUUUUGAUCAACUUUACUGAUGUCAGCCGGAAGCGGUCAUCAUAGCUUGUUGGGUGGAACGCCUCACCAGGUUCCAGGUCCCAAGACGCAGGGAGCUGCAACCGGAGGCCAGCAACUUUCAGCGACUGCAAAUCAGUUUGUGGACAAAAUCGAUCCAUUUAGCAAAAGAGGAACAAGCAGAAGGAGAAGAAUUGUCAAUAGCAGUCGCUAUCAUGCUGAAAACGAACCUGAAUUAGUCCAGCUUCCACUAAUCAAAGAUACUCCUGCAAAUGAGCAGCCUGCACUUGUCUUACAAAAGCUUGUCCAAUGUCAAAAGAUUUUUGACUUUUAUGACCCCGUUGCGCAACUAAAAAGCAAGGAGAUCAAAAGAGCUGCUCUCAAUGAACUGAUUGAUCAUAUCACAACUACCAAAGGAGCUAUCGUCGAGUCAAUCUAUCCAGAGGUGAUAAAAAUGGUUUCGAAGAACAUUUUUCGCGUGCUGCCUCCAUCGGACAACUCUGAAUUUGAUCCUGAAGAGGACGAGCCCACUCUUGAAGUUUCUUGGCCACAUUUGCAGCUUGUCUACGAAUUGUUUCUGCGAUUUUUGGAGUCUCCAGAUUUCCAAGCUUCUAUCGGAAAAAAGUACAUCGAUCAACGCUUCGUGUUGAACUUACUUGAUUUAUUCGACUCUGAAGAUCCGCGAGAACGCGAUUUUCUGAAAACAGUCCUGCAUCGCAUCUAUGGCAAGUUCCUGGGACUUCGCGCAUUCAUCCGCAAGCAAAUCAAUAACAUGUUUCUCUCCUUUGUAUACGAGACAGAUUCUUUCAAUGGAGUGGGAGAAUUACUUGAAAUUCUUGGGAGCAUUAUCAACGGCUUCGCUCUACCUUUGAAGCAGGAGCACAAAGUUUUCCUUGUAAAAGUCCUUCUUCCAUUGCACAAACCUAAAUGUCUGUCGCUCUAUCACGCACAGCUUGCAUACUGUGUAGUGCAGUUCAUAGAGAAGGACUCAACUCUUACUCCUCAAGUGUUUGAUGCACUUUUGAAGUUCUGGCCAAGGACAUGUAGCAGCAAGGAAGUGAUGUUCCUGGGAGAGGUGGAAGAGAUUUUGGAUAUCAUAGAGCCAGAACAAUUCAAGAAGAUCAUCGAUCCAUUGUUUCGACAACUCGCAAAAUGCGUGAGCAGUCCUCAUUUCCAGGUGGCUGAGAGAGCUUUGUACUUCUGGAACAAUGAGUAUAUACUUUCACUAAUCGAAGAUACCAGUGCUCAGGUCAUGCCGAUCAUGUUCCCUGCUUUGUACCGGAUUUCCAAAGAACAUUGGAACCAAACGAUUGUGGCGCUUGUCUACAAUGUCCUCAAAACCUUCAUGGAAAUGAAUGGAAAACUCUUCGAUGAACUUACUAGCACUUACAAGAUGGAGCGUCAAAAAGAACGCAAACGAGAGAAGGACAGAGAGGAUCUGUGGAAGAGAUUAGAACAAUUAGAACUGAAUCCACCUGAUGCCAACAAUCCUCCUCGCAUAUUUCCGAACACUCCGUUGACGCAGUUUAUACAGCCAAGGCCGAGCGCCAGUACCACCGCUGCAAAAGAAGGAGAGAAAUCUCCAGCAAGUGGAAAGAAAAUUGAAGCUGGAACGGUUCGAGUUGCUGUUUAAUGGCUGUUUUGUGAUUACUUGGCUCAUACGUUCAGAUUUUCGCCACCGUCUUACAUUGUCACCUAUUAUUCUCAUAUAGGCCGUUCGUUAUAGAGCAAGUCCGCUUGUAAUCAGUUGUAUUCGUUGUCGCUGUGUUCUUUAGAGUUUCGGAUCAAAGAUAUCGUCACGCCUCGGCGUUUCACCCAUUUUUAUUAUGCUGACACUCACUUCUGGUAGUUUUCGUCAUUUCAAUUCUCGUACGGACGCUUUGCGCUUCUUUUUUUUUACAUAAUUUAUGACCUAUAUGUUUUUCAGUAUGUGUCGUGCUAUUUUACAUUUUUUCCUGUGCUCGAGAUACCCGCUAAGCCGGCAUGAGUGUUUCAUCAUCCCAAUCACAUAAUUUGUUUGAAAAAGCGUUCUAGCAUUCAUCUUUUCUCACCGCAUGCAAUUCGAUCGUUCAUGCCGCCAUCUUUCGUUCGUUUACUAGGAAACUCGUCUAACUGCUGCAUUGCUCGCGGCCACAUUUGUUCUCAAGCUGUUUCGAAGCGUGACCGUCAGGCUAUCUAGGCCCUCAUCUUCCAUAAAUGUGGAAAAAUCUGUAUGCUGCACAGUUUCUUUCCGAAGAGAGCUCUAGGUAGUUGCUGAAACGCGAUAUAGUAUAUAUUUAUUUGCAAUGUAAUUAAUGUGCAUAAAUCUUGUCUA